Arachis duranensis is the source of this 1594-nucleotide messenger RNA. Its product is annotated as patellin-4-like. Gene Ontology annotation, molecular function: lipid binding. NCBI's taxonomy places the organism in Eukaryota, Viridiplantae, Streptophyta, Magnoliopsida, Fabales, Fabaceae. Bases 1 to 1422 code for a protein of 473 amino acids. The transcript has 4 exons. The record is from RefSeq and is a predicted model, not a curated record.
AUGACAGCCCUGAUGGAAACAGAUGGUUUCAAUGAAGAAAAUGGAGAUCAUAAUAGCAUCAACGAUACCCUUGUUGGUGUUCCAUUAGUCUUCAUUGACAAUAAUAACAAGAAAAUCCUCAUGGAAAAAGAGCUUCCCAAUGAGAAACGAGCACCCCUUCAAGAGGACCAAGAUUCUUCAAGCACAGAACAAGAACUAGAUCAAGAUCUUGGUGGCAAUGAUGAAGAUAUGAUACAUGACCCUGUUGAGAUGAAAGUCAAGAUAAAAAAAUCACUGCUCGAAUUCCGGGGCAAAGUGGAGGACGCCAUCCUUAGAAACUACCUCUUAGGGGAGGGCUCUAAGAAGCUCACACCAGAAGAGCUUAAGGACAUAUCCUUAUGGGGUAUCCCUUUGCUUCCAAGCAAGGGUCAUGAAGGCACUGACAUCAUUCUCUUGAAGUUCUUGAAGGCUAAGGACUACAAGGUCUCUGAAGCAUUGGACAUGCUCCAGAAGACCUUGAAUUGGCGAAUUGAGAAUCGCGUCGACCGCAUUCUUGACGAGGAGGAUCUCGGCUCGGAGUUCGAGCAUGCCAGCUUCUUGAAUAGUAGGGACAAAGAAGGGCGCCCUGUUUGUUACCAUCUCUAUGGUAUUUUCAAUGACAAGAGCCUUUAUAAGAAGACUUUUGGGACACAGCAGAAGCGUGAGAGGUUCUUGAGGUGGAGGAUUCAACUUAUGGAGAGGGCUGUGAGGAAGCUAUGCUUCAAAGAAGGAGGUGUUGAUUCAGUGAUUCAGGUCUAUGAUCUUAAACGUGCAUCUCCACAACGGAUGAAGGAGCUUGAAUCAAUAAGCAAGCAAGCUCUACUCUUGAUUCAGAACUACUAUCCUGAACUUGUCUGGAAAAAUAUAGUACUACAUGCUCCAUUUUGGACGUACACCUCUCAGGUGCUAUUCUCAAGGUUCAUGAGUCAGAGGAGUAAAAAGAAAUUCAUCCUAGUUAGGCCACAAAGGAUCACAAAGACACUUCUCAAAUUUGUUGACCCAGAACAGCUUCCAGUAGAAUAUGGAGGUCUUAGGAGGGAAAAGGACCCAGAUUUCUCACCUGAAGAUAAGGCUGAAGAACUCCACAUCAGAGGAAAUACAGUUUCUACGGUUGAAUUUCCAGUCAGUGAGUCUGGAGUGACAGUAACUUGGGAUGUAACUGUGCUUGGAUGGGAUGUGUCUUACAAAGAAGAGUUUGUCCCAGAUGAUGAAGGGUCAUACACUAUAUUGCUUCAAAAUCAAAAUAGGCUUGGUGAGAGUAUUAGAAACUCCUUUUACAUCAAUGAACCUGGGAAGAUAGUCCUAACUAUUGAAAAUGGCAACUACAGGAAGAGGAGAAUGUUCUAUAGAUCUAAGACUAGAAUCACAGUUCCCAUGUUCAUCUUGCUAUCUAAUAGUAGUUAAACCAUUGAGGGGGUUCUUCCAUUUUGAUUUGGUGGAUGAAAAUUGUAUAUUUCCUUUUCAACUUUUUGAGAGAAACCAAGCAACCAUAUAAACAAAAAAUUGAUGAUAUGGCAGAAUAGAACAAAUUUACUGUCACAGGCUAACAUGUAUCUUCCCAAAUCCCAAGUCACUU